This is a messenger RNA of Diaporthe citri, 1596 nucleotides long. RefSeq lists its product as uncharacterized. Gene Ontology annotation, biological process: amino acid transport; transmembrane transport. The transcript has a single exon. The record is from RefSeq and is a predicted model, not a curated record. Gene Ontology annotation, molecular function: transmembrane transporter activity. Bases 1 to 1596 code for a protein of 531 amino acids. NCBI's taxonomy places the organism in Eukaryota, Fungi, Ascomycota, Sordariomycetes, Diaporthales, Diaporthaceae. Gene Ontology annotation, cellular component: membrane.
AUGAGCUCUCCCGAGCCCGAGAAGAAGGAAACGGCCGUCUUCAGGGACUCGGAUCCCGUCGACGCCGAGAACGGCACCAUCAAAUCCCACGACCCGGACGUCCUGGUCAACGCGUCCGGGCAUGCCCAGGAGCUCUCGCGCCGUUUCAGCCUGCUCUCGCUCGCCGGCGUGGGCAUCACCGUCGGCAACGCGUGGCCGGCGAUCGGCGGCACCAUCCUCGUGGCGAUAUCCAACGGCGGGCCGCCGGGCGUGCUAUACGAGUUCGUCGUCGUCUCCCUCUUCUACUUCCUGGUCGCGGCCAGCCUGGCGGAGCUGUCGUCGGCGAUCCCCAGCUCGAGCGGCGUCUACCACUGGGCGUCCGUGACCCCCGGGCCGAGGUGCGGGCGCGCCGUGGGCUUCUUCGCCGGAUGGUGGAACUACCUCGCCUGGACGAUGGGCGGCGCCAGCAUGGCCGCCAUCUUCGGCAACACCAUCGUCCAGAUGUACGCCGCCAACCACCCCUCGUUCGUGGCGCAGCCGUGGCACGUAUUUGUUGUGUAUGUCAUCUCGGCCUGGCUCGGGUGCGCCGCCGUGUGCCUGGCCAACUCGGCGAUGCCGCACCUGAACAAGAUCGGCAUCUUCACAAUCCUGGUCGGCUUCUUCGUUACCAUCGUUGUUGUGGCGGCCAUGCCCGGCCGUGGCGGCCGCCCGCCCCACGCCACCGCCGAGUUCGUCUGGACGCAGUGGACGCAGGCCCUGGGGUACUCUGACGGCUUCGUGUUUGUCGCGGGCAUGCUCAACGGGGCGUACAGCAUCGGCGCCGUGGACGUCAUCACGCACCUCGCGGAGGAGAUCCCAAACCCGCAGAGGAACGUCCCCAUAGGCAUGGCGUUGCAACUGGGUAUCGGAUUCACCACUGGGUUUUGCUACCUCGUGGCCAUCAUGUAUGCCAUCAACGAUCUGGGCGCGGUCGCCGAGUCGGCAUACCCCAUUGCAAAGAUCUACGAGCAGGCCACGGGCAGCGCAGCUGGGGCAUGCGGCAUGCUGGCCCUCAUCAUGAUCAACAUCGGGCUCUGCGUGAUCGGGCUAUUUAUCACCACGGGCCGGACCCUCUGGGCCUUAGCCAGGGACGGCGCCGCGCCGUUCCCGGACUUCCUCGGAAAGGUGGACCACAGGUUGGACAUGCCCCGGAACUCGACGAUAGCGACGGCGGUGCUCGUCACGAUCCUGGGCUGCAUCUACGUCGGCAGCACGACGGCCUUCAACGCGUUCAUCGGCUCGACGAUCCUGUUCUUCAGCAGCUCGUACAUUGCCUCCAUCCUGCCGCACCUUCUCAGGGGUAGGAAGGGGAUCACAUACGGGCCUUUCAGGAUGAAGGGUUGGGUUGGCUUCGUGGUGAACGGCCUGUCUUGUGCGUACCUGAUGGUCUGGUUUGUGAUAUACUCAUUCCCGUACUUCUUACCCGUGGACGCGAAGAGCAUGAAUUACUCGUGUCUGAUUUGGGGUGGGCUGACCACCAUUGUUGGAUUAUGGUGGGUGAUUGGUGCGAGGAAGGGUUAUGAAGGGCCGCAGACAACGGGCGGUCUGCUCGAGGCGGAGAAGGUUCAGGGUAGCUAA